Acanthosepion pharaonis is the source of this 729-nucleotide messenger RNA. Lineage: Eukaryota; Metazoa; Mollusca; Cephalopoda; Sepiida; Sepiidae. The record is from the annotation of a GenBank genome assembly.
AUGUUCAUCUCUUUUCAUUCCUCUCUGAAUAGAUCUAUCUAUCUAUCUAUCUAUCUAUCUAUCUAUCUAUCUAUCUAUCUAUCUAUCUAUUUCGGCUUAUUCAUAUCUAUCUAUCUAUCUAUUUUGACUUAUUCAUGUCUAUCUAUCUAUCUAUCUAUCUAUCUAUCUAUCUAUCUAUCUAUCUAUCUAUCUAUCUAUCUAUUUUGGCUUAUUCAUAUCUAUCUAUCUAUUUAUCUAUCUAUCUCGCUCUGUUUAUACCUAUCUAAUUCUUUUGCCAUUUUAGUCUGCGCCCUGGAGGCUAAACUAAUCUAUCUAUCUAUCUAUCUAUCUAUCUAUCUAUCUAUCUAUCUAUCUCUCUAUCUAUCUCUCUUAUCUUUCUCUAUCACUAUCUUUCUUUCUCCUUCAUCAUUUUCUUUCUUUCUUUCUUUUUUCCUUUCUUUCUUUCUUCCUUUCUUUUUCUUCCUUUUUUCUUCUUUUUCCUUUAUCAUUUUUUAUCUUUCUUUCUUUCUUUCUUUCUUUCUUUCUUUCUUUCUUUCUUUCUUUUCCUUUAUCAUUUUCAAUCUUUCUUAUUUUCUUUCUUUCUUUCUCAUUUUCUUUCUUUCUUUCACAUUUUCUUUCUUUCUCAUAUUCUUUCUUUCUUUCUUUCUUUUAUUGUUGUCUUUUGUCCCUCCUCUAAGCCGUUUAUUAUUCCUAUUUUUCUUCUUCUCACUUCCUUCAAUACCAGGUUGA